Messenger RNA from Neohortaea acidophila, 1745 nucleotides. Its product is annotated as surfeit locus protein 6-domain-containing protein. Gene Ontology annotation, biological process: ribosomal small subunit biogenesis; ribosomal large subunit biogenesis. Gene Ontology annotation, molecular function: RNA binding; DNA binding. Bases 84 to 1742 code for a protein of 552 amino acids. The transcript has 2 exons. NCBI's taxonomy places the organism in Eukaryota, Fungi, Ascomycota, Dothideomycetes, Mycosphaerellales, Teratosphaeriaceae. Gene Ontology annotation, cellular component: nucleolus. The record is from RefSeq and is a predicted model, not a curated record.
GCGGGCAAUGAUCCGCUUUUUGCAACUUUUCCACCGCCAUCAGGUGAACAUCUCACGAGUGCGCCACGAGAUCACACGACAAGAUGUCCGACAUGGAUGUCGCCGAAGAGAGAGAUCCUCUUGAAGGGCUGGAGGACCGCCUUAAAUCUCAUGCACAGGCAUUUGAGUCUCUGCUCGCCCUCACUCCUGCUCGUGAAUAUUACGGCAGUCAAAUUGUCGAUGGCCGCGACCCUAGUGAACAGUGGAAUCGGAAGAAACAGACCAAGGAAGAGAAACGAGCAGCGCGAAAGGCGAAGCUGGAUCCCGCCAAUCAGAAGAGCGCUCUGGAUGUGAUUCGCGAACGGGAAUCGGAGGUCAAGGCGAAGAGGAAGCGGGAGGAAGACCGGGAUGCUGCUGAAGAGGUUGCGGAGCAGACGGGCAGUCAAGACACCAAGAGACGGCGAAAGUCGGACGACACCGAUGCUGCUGAUGCGAAGGGCCGAGAAAAGGCUGAGAAGAGGAAGGAGAAGCGACUGCGAAAGAAGGAGAAGGCUGAGAAGAAGAAGGCAAAGGCCGAAUCUAGGAAAGAGAAGAAGGACGAGCAACAACUCGCAAGCGUGCAAUCUCGGCGGAAUGGCGAGCCGGACGGAGUUGAUGCAGACGGUGACGAGGGACUACCCACUGACAACCCCGAUGAUCUCGAAGGCUUUGAUGCUUCUGGCCUCGCUGAUCUUGAUGCUGGCAAAGAGGAGGACGACGCUGACUCGGUACAUUCUUCCGCACCCACCACACCCGUUCUCGAGAGUCCCGCCUUUGACGUCGCCACGAACCACUCAACCGCUUCCUCCUCCUCAUCGAUUGACGCACCGUCAACGGCAGAUGGCGCAAACAACGAAAAGAAAACAGUAGCUGCUGCUCCACCACAGCCCAAGAUCGAUACCAGCGUAGCCAACUCGGCGAGAACAAAAGACCUACCUUCCGGCACAUCCUCACCCAAAAUUCAGCUCCCUCAAAUCAACGACGAAGAGCUCCAGGCUCGACUCCGCGCACGCAUCGAGGCUCUCCGCGCCGCCCGCAAAGCCGAUGGCCCAGACGGCAAACCCGCCAAAAGCCGACAAGAGCUGCUAGACCAAAGGCGCAAGAAGGAAGAACAGCGCAAAGCAAACAAAAAAGCACAGCGCCAGAAAGCCAAAGAAGACGAGCAGCGAAGACGCGAGGAGCAGCUCCGAGGCAGCGGGAGUCCGCUAAGUCGCGUAGGCGACAUUUUCAGCCCGCAACCGCGCGAGAACAAUUUCUCCUUCUCGCGACUCGCGUUCGAGGAUGGCUCGGCCGCGAAUGCGGACAUGACGGAGCUCCGCGACGCGAGGAAGAAAAAGGGUCCGCAAGAUCCGCGGACGGCGCUGCAGGCGGCCCAGAACCGCGAGGCCAAAAUCGCGGGCUUCGAUGAGGAGAAGCGGGCGAAUAUUGCGGAGAAGGACAUGUGGUUCAAUGCUAGUAAGAGGGCGCAUGGCGAGCGUGUCAGGGAUGAUACGAGCUUGUUGAAGAAGGCGUUGAAGCGGAAGGAGAAGCAGAAGUCCAAGUCGGAGCGGGAGUGGAAGGAGAGGGAGCAGGCUGUCGUCAAGGGCAAGGAGGUGCGGCAGAAGAAGAGAGAGGCGAAUCUGGCGAAGAGGAGGGAUGAGAAGGGGAAGAGUAAGAAGGGGGGUGCGAAGAAGAAGCCCGGGAAGGGCAGACGGCCGGGGUUUGAGGGCAGAUUAAAAGUAUGAAAU